AGUACUGUGGUAUUUUAAUGGCAGCUCUGUAUGUGCCUGUACAUGCUUGUACUUAAAGAUACUACAGUAGUGUUGGCAGAAUCAGAGGUAUUGUGAGGAGCUCAGGGUGGAGCUGUGACUGACGUUAACUACAGGGAGCAGAAAAGGAUGACGGAGAAUCAGGGUUUGCUCCUUCACUUCACUCCUUCAAUCACCUCCCCUGUCACUCACACACACACACACACACACACACACACAGCCACGCAGGACUGUUCCACAGAUUCAGUGCCUCUGAUUUUUUUGGCAGCUCUUUAGUUUUUCUUUCGUCACUCCGUCCCUCACUGUAACUUCAGGCUGUUUCUCUCCUUCUGUUCUUUGCUUUUGGUUUGUCUCCACAUUUUUUUGACACUGGCAGCAUGUGUGCAGCAGCUGGAGGAGUUUAUACGUGUGUGUGUGUGUGUGUGUUUAAGAAACGAAGGAUGGAAGAGAUUCUCUGCAUUGGGGCAUUCAGCAAAAUUUUGUAGAUAAAAUACAUUAAAAUAUGUUUAUAUUUUAUUUGAAAAGGUAAACUUUGAAUGCACAAUAAUACACAGAAAUAUAAAAAUCUUCUUCUUCUCAAGGUUUUAUUACUGACAGUUAGAUAACAAUCGUCUUCAGGCCAGAAGAUAAUAUUUUUUAUAUUUCUGUUUUGCGCUGAGAUCCUGAAGAGACUUUGGCAAAAUCUGCGUUUUUGUUCCCGGUGUUUGACAGAAAGCAUAAAAAAUGACUUUCUUACACAAAACAACUUGCUUUUUUUUCUGUUUGUUUUUAAUUUUUUUUUUAUUUUACUGAGGAAAAUUCAACCCAGAGUUUUCAUAAUGAACAGAGAAUAUUCCAUCAUGUUUCCAUUUCACCAGGUGCUCACAAACUUUAAAAUCAAAUUUACUGCCGUGUUUACUUUCCAAAUGAUCUUAAAAUCAUUUCCCAAACCAAAGAUUUUUUUUUUUAAAUUUAAAGAUGAUUAACUCAAAGUCACUUAUAAAACAGAUAAAAAAAGGAAAACUACAGACAGGGGGCAGUGUCCCUGCAGUUCCACUGUGGGGAUUAGCUCUGGUCUCCGGCUUCUACCGAGACACUGUUUGUGCUUCAGUAUAAACAACAUCAGAGCCGUCAUCACAUAAAUCCACCGUGGUGCAGUUGUUUGCUGUAUUGAGUUUCCUCACUAUUUUUUUCUGGCACAAUUGUUUAAUUGUCUCCUCCAUCCUGUUCCCUGCUCAGCCUCACCCAGGGUUUCCAACCUAAAGAACAUAACUGUACUGUUUCAUUUGAUUGUUUUUUUGUUUGUUUUUUUUUUGUAAGUGUGCGCACAGCGAAGUGCAGGUACUUUCCCAGGAAGUACAGGUCAGACGAGAGAGGAGAAAGUUAGAAAAGUGACAGUGAUGUCGUCAACACUAAAGGUUCAACACCUAAAGCUGCAUUAAGCUUUGCUUCAAACGUAAAACCAAAUAGUCAGUGAAAGUAGUGACACGAACUAAACAGACCUGAGCUCACUGAGGGAAGUGCAAGUCUGCGUCACGUUGGUCGGGUGUGCACUUCCUGUUCUUCUCUAAAUGGCGGAGAUAUGAAGAAACUGAAUAGUGGCGAACAAAACCAAAGACAGCGGGUUCAUUUUGAUCGGUCGAGAGUCUGCCGAACCAAACUAAAUCGAAUUUUACACCCGACAUGUGACCAAAAAGAUGACUGCAAGUCCAGAUCCCUGUGUCUCUGCUGAAAUGUGAGAUGGCGACCCCUGACCCCUGUGUGAAUGCGCCCCCAACUCCACCCGAGGAGCCAGAGGCUUCACUCUCUCCUCGAAAGAAGCGAGGGCGUCGGAAAUUGGAACAAACGGAGAAGAAUAAGGACGAGCCAGACGACAGAAACUGUGACUCCCCCAGAGAGGGCGAGACUGGGAGGCUGCGGAGAAGGCCUGUACCCAGAGUGACUUUCCAGGCCGGCGACCCGUACUACAUCAGCAGGAGACAGAGGGACGAAUGGCUGAGCCGCUGGAAGAUGGAGGUGGGAGAGAAUCAGGUCUCAGUCUGUGCAGAGCGCCGGGCGUACAGAGAGGUAGAGAUGAGCGUGAUGGACGACCUGUCAGAGGCUGAUUUUCAAAAGGAGGAGGAGCCAAGUAGCCCCGCCCCUCCACCUUCUCAGCAACACACAGACCCCGCCUCCCCAACGGUCGCCGUGACGCCGGAGCCGGCAGCCAGAGGAGACCAGGCCACGCCCAGAGAGAUAGAGUACCAGGACGGUCGAGGGUUUGGCAUCGGCACGUUGGUGUUUGGGAAGCUGCGAGGAUUCUCCUGGUGGCCCGGCAGGAUCGUCUCCUGGUGGAUGAGCGGCCGGAGUCGAGCUGCCGACGGCACCCGCUGGGUCAUGUGGUUCGGUGACGGCAAAUUCUCUGUGGUGUGUGUGGAGAAGCUGAUGCCUCUCAGCUCCUUCUCCUCUGCCUUCCACCAGCCCACCUACAACAAACAGCCCAUGUACAGGAAGGCCAUCUUCGAGGCUCUGCAGGUGGCCAGUGUGAGGGCAGGGCGACCCGUUCCUUCCUGUGAUGCCAGUGAUGAUGCCGAUGGCGUGGAGAUACAGACCAGACAGAUGAUAGAGUGGGCCAUGAAAGGCUUCCUGCCCAACGGCCCUCAGUCUCUGGAUCCUCCGGAAGGUGAAGAGGAGCAGAAUCCCUACAAAGAAGUUUACCCGGAGAUGUGGGCGGAGCCUGAGGCCGCGUACACGCCGCCGCCCGCAAAGAAACCGCGCAAGAACUCAGCCGAGAAAGCCAAGAUCAGGGAGGUGAUCGACGAGGGCACCCGAGAGAGGCUUAUAAAUGAAAUCAAGAAGAAGACCAGGAAUAUAGAAGACAUCUGUAUCUCCUGCGGGAGCCUCAACGUCUCUCUGGAGCAUCCUCUCUUUGUUGGAGCCAUGUGCCAGGGCUGCAAAAACUCCUUCCUGGAGUGUGCCUAUCAGUACGACGAUGACGGCUACCAGUCCUACUGCACCAUCUGCUGUGGAGGCAGGGAAGUGCUGAUGUGUGGCAACAACAACUGCUGUCGGUGUUUCUGCGUGGAGUGUGUGGAUCUCCUGGUCGGCGCCGGCUCGGCGGCGGCGGCCAUCAAAGAAGACCCGUGGAACUGCUACAUGUGCGGACCUCGAAACACCUACGGGUUACUGCGGCGACGGGACGACUGGCCCUGCAGGCUGCAGCACUUCUUCGCCAACAACCAUGAGCAGGAAUUUGAGCCCCCCAAAUUAUAUGUUCCUGUGGCAGCUGAGAAGAGACAGCCAAUCAGAGUCCUCUCCUUGUUUGAUGGCAUCGCCACAGGACUUCUGGUGCUGAAGGACCUGGGUAUCCAGGUGGACAAGUACGUGGCCUCCGAGGUGUGCGAAGACUCCAUCACUGUGGGCAUGGUUCGACACCAGGGACGCAUCAUGUACGUGGGCGAUGUCCGUAACGUCACUCACAAACAUAUUGAAGAGUGGGGGCCAUUUGACCUGGUUAUCGGUGGAAGUCCCUGCAACGACCUGUCCAUAGUCAACCCUGCACGGAAAGGCCUUUUUGAGGGAACCGGACGGUUGUUUUUUGAGUUCUACCGUCUGCUCCACGAGGCUCGACCAAAACCUGGCGACGAGCGGCCGUUUUUCUGGCUGUUUGAGAACGUGGUGGCGAUGGGAGUCAGCGACAAACGGGACAUCUCUCGCUUCUUAGAGUGUAAUCCAGUAAUGAUCGACGCCAAGGAGGUCUCCGCUGCCCACCGCGCUCGCUACUUCUGGGGGAACCUGCCCGGAAUGUCCAGACCUCUGACUCCGAUGGCCAACGACAGGCUGGACCUACAGGACUGCCUGGAGCACGGACGCACAGCCAAGUUUGAGAAGUUGCGUACGAUAACCACCCGCUCCAACUCUGUGAAGCAGGGGAAAGACGAGCAUUUCCCCGUCUUCAUGGACAACAAGGAGGACAUCCUGUGGUGUACUGAGAUGGAGAAGGUCUUUGGUUUCCCCGUCCACUACACUGACGUGUCCAACAUGAGUCGUCUCGCCAGGCAAAGGCUGCUGGGUCGUUCCUGGAGCGUCCCCGUCAUCAGGCACCUCUUCGCCCCACUUAAGGAGUACUUUGCCUGCAAUUAGUCACACACACACACACACAUACAUUAACCCUUUCUCCCUCUCUUGCUGUCACACACACACACACACACACAACUCCAACAUCAAGUGACGAGGAAACGCAGAUAUUUACACACAUUUUACUGUCAGUUUGAAGGUUGCCUGACGCAGGAUGACGAACACACACACACACACACACACAAACAAAUAAUCACACAGCUGUUAACCUUAGGCUGACCUCAGUGCCCUGGUGCUACUUUACUGACACACAUUACUGUAAGUAAAGAUGGACCACACGCUUUCUAUACUUUUACAAACGUGAUUCCAAUUUGUUCCACUUGGGGGCGCUGCUGUUUCGUUUGGCUGACGUCAGAUUUCAUGAUCAUGCACCCGGUAGUGAAGAAAUGUUCGGUCUCCAAAACGUAAAAAAGUUAAAUGCGUUUUUCAUGUUCGUGUCAUGAUGUGCGGUUCCUUGAGUUCGGACCUUUCUUCGCCCUUUAACGGCAACAACGUCAUAGGGAUGAGCUGAGAUCCCACUCCCUUAAAAUGGAUCACACCGCAGCCUGACACUAGGGGGCGAUCACAAUGUUCAGGGAGCUCCUGUGUGGUCCAUCUCUAUUUACAGCCUUUGAGUGAACCCUGGCAAACAGCCACUCCCUUGUGCAGGGUUCCCGUACUGUUAAUCUUCACACCUGAACUUCCUGUCCGACCUUGAAACUGAUGUCCUCUGGCUUUAUGGACUUCAAACCCAAAAGCUCACAAAAAUCUCCCCAACUCUCCCUCUUUUUUUUUUUUUUUUUUAAUAUAUACAAUAGCUACAUACGUAUCCACAUGUACAUCAGUGUGAACCUCAUGGUCAUCACACCUGUGAGUUCCUCUCGACCACAACACGUCACUGUAUCCAUAUGGUUAGGAUUAGAAACAGUGCUUCUUUCUUUUCUUUUUCUUUCUUUCUUUCUUUCUUUUUUCUUUUUUUUUUUUUUACUAUCGUUGGUACAACAAACACUCACAACACCAAAACACACAGAUCAGCAGUCAAUGCUCAUGGUGCUGGUGUCCAUCGGUGCCGCUCUAAUAACACUGACAGUCUUCGGGUGCUCAUGGAGACUGAACGGUCUCUGGUUGAUGACGUCGCUGCAGUUUUGUGUCCCUGAAGGAGAACGGUCAGAUAAAAGUCCAAGCAGGUGGAGGAGGCACUUUAGGAAGUGAAAUGACGUCAUGUGUUAUUUGGCUUUAUUUCUGUGCUAAAUCAACUUGAAACGUAGAAAUUAAAGAAAUGGCCACUGGAUGGCAGUAAUGUUUCAAAAAUAACGCCUUGACUAUUGUGGCUGCAGGUGAUAAUAAAAAAAGGCUUUAAAAAACGGGGCGCUUUGGCCCAGAGGCAGUGUCUCUGUGGUUGGUGUAGAACCCCAGGGUCCACCUCCUGGGCAAGUUCGAAUCCCACUUGGUGCUUUCCAACAGACUCACCACCCACAGGGCGGCUUCGUGGGGGUUGGUAUCAUGCUUUAAUAUCUUGUUGUGAGGACAAACCUUUUUAACGGGAAACAAACAUUUGUAGAGAUUUCUAAACUAUUUCAAACCAAAGUCCAGUCAAAAUCAACUAUUUAAAAUGUUAGAAUAUAAUCAUUUUUCAUUUAAUGACGAACAUCUUUGUCACCUUCAGAUAAAAAAAAAAUCUCUGGAUCUUGGUGUAAAGAAUUGAAAGAGGAUCUUCCUGAGAUUUUGCCGGGAUUCAAACCCAAAGUCUUCCAGGUAGUAGUCAGCACCUCUGGUCCAACCUCACACACCCUUCUAUCAGCUCCUCCCCAGUUUCAUUCUAAAUUCAGACCCACAAACACUGCAGCGACGUCCAGUGGAACCAGAACCAGAACCAGAACCAGACAUUCCCUCUGCUGGUUUUCUACUUCCUACGACUGAAACACACAGUCCUGUAUAAAUAACACACACACUUCCUUACAAGAUGCAAGGGUGCAACCUCUGCUGCCUUAUGAUGCCCAAUGCAUGCUGGGAUAUUCUCAGGCAGGUGAAGUCAUUACGAUGAUGAUGAUGAUGAUGACGAUGAUGCACACAUUUCUGCUGUAUGCUUUUAUUUAGACAGGGCUGUCGUCCCUUUCAGUCUGGUGCUUUGGUCUUCAAACGACCAUCUUUAUUUUUUUUUCUUCUUCUUCCCAGAAGCCUUUAUUUUCAAUCCUUUGACCUUUCCUCCGAUACCAGCUCACAAACUGGACACGUGCAGACUACACGCACAAACGUGCACACACUUGCACGUUGACACACAAAAAAACUACAAACCAGCAGCAGGUUCAAGGAGUUUUUUUCCCCAACUCUCCGUUUAUACAAACGACCUUCAGGUGCUUUUUAAACUCUUAAACUCUUUUUUACAGGUCUCUCUCUCUCUCUCACACACACACACACACACACAAACAUACACACAUUUUGCUGCAAACACUCUUCUCUGAACCCCUCUUCACGCUGCGGAGGACAUCACUAGUCAAAAACAAAACAAACAAACACACUUACAAGCAUACACACUGUGUACUCGCCGCCAUCAGGCUCCCCAUAGCGCCCCCUGGGUGUGACGUCACCACCCUCGUGCCGCUCGGUGCUGCCCGCCCUCCCUGCCUCCCCGCCCACGCCUCUUCUUCCCCCCUCUCCUCGACCCCCUCCUCUCCCAGGUGCUGCAUGUCAGUCAGUCAGUCAGUGUAACCUCUGAUUUCAUGUUAGAUUAGGGAGUAAUGAUAAUCGAAAAAUAAUGGUAAUAAUAUUACAGUAAUAAUAAUAAUAAUACUCUGUUAUCGUGUGUGUGUACUGUUCCAGGUUGGUGCUCAGUUCAGUUCAGUCUCAGCCUAGAGGAGAGAGAGAGCGAGAGAAAGAGAGAGAGAGAGAGAGAGCCAGGCUGGAGAAAAGCAUAUAUUACACUUAGUGUAGUGACUUGUUCUAUUGUAUUUAAGGAUGAGGAGAGAUAGUUUUGACGAGAUGAGCAGCAAUGGGCGCUCUCAGACAGAGGACAGGCUGAAACACACACACACACACACACUCCCAUGACCACCAGUAACAGGUGACGUAAUACCGACGACUUCCACACCACUGAUCCACCUGCCGUUCACACUGUGUGGGUCAGAAAAACACUAAAGACGCCAGCGAAAUUAGAAAGUAAUAAAGAAGAUCCUCGGGAGAUAAAUAGCAUUUUGUAACCAUAACAUACACAUAGUAAAACAUUAUUCCAACAUUUCAUUGGCCUCGUCAGUGUUUCAGCCUGUACCUGUUGGAGAGUGCAGUCAGGUCAGAAAACCCGUGAAGAAAGAAGAAGACAUUUUUAACUGACAGGUGAAGCCCACUGUAAACCCAGAUGUAUAAAAUAAAAUAUAAUUAAAGGCUUCUGUACUUUUAAUUUGACGUAAAAACAAAACACUGAUUCAGGAAAAAAAAAAGUAAUUAAAUGC
Cynoglossus semilaevis (tongue sole) is the source of this 7538-nucleotide messenger RNA. RefSeq names its product DNA (cytosine-5)-methyltransferase 3A-like. Gene Ontology annotation, cellular component: nucleus; cytoplasm. Lineage: Eukaryota; Metazoa; Chordata; Actinopteri; Pleuronectiformes; Cynoglossidae. Gene Ontology annotation, biological process: negative regulation of DNA-templated transcription. The record is from RefSeq and is a predicted model, not a curated record. The transcript is spliced from 21 exons. Gene Ontology annotation, molecular function: zinc ion binding; methyltransferase activity. Bases 1738 to 4119 code for a protein of 793 amino acids.